AUGGAGCCCUCUCAAGUCACGCCAAUCGAGGAGGGCUGGGAAGAAAUGGAGCAAUCGUGGGCCGAGAGGAUCUUCAACACAGCUACUUCGUCACAACCCGAGGCUUUGGAUGCGGUGAUCAGUCAAGCGGAUGAAGGCAUAGACGCUCAAAACUCGUACGGCUUGACAGCCUUGCAUUUGGCAGUUUUGAACCGCAACGAGACGGCGACUGAAGUUCUCUGGAGUUAUGGAGCUGACAUUGAGGCACUAGCUACAGAUGGCCGGAGACCGCUUUACAUGGCAGUUGAGGGGCGAUGCGUCGAGAUCGUUCAGGCUCUCUUGAGCCACAGCGCAGUUCCCGAUGCCGAAGCUCAGGGGCUCACACCCCUUCACGCCGCGGUGUUGAAAGACGACCUCGAGAUAUGCAGCAUGCUCCUAGGGUACAGGGCCGAUGUUAGCGCUCGAACGUCUGAUGGGAGAGAGCCACUAUUCCUCGCCGUUAAGAAGGGCAAUCCAAAUAUCGUCAAGCUCUUGCUCGAAUGCCACGCCGAUCCUGACUCCAUCUGCGCCGAGGACCCUCCCACGGCUCUCCAUCUAGCGUGUGAUAAUGGUAGUCUCGACGUGAUUGAGAUAUUGUUGGAGCAUGGUGCUAGCGUCAACAGCUUGAGAGAAAUGGACGGGGGCACACCAUUGCUCCGAGCCGUUGCUUCAGGAAGCCUAGACGCGGUCAAGUUGCUCUUACAAAGAGGAGCCAAAACACUCAUAUGGGGCACUGAUGGUCAAUCCGUCUUCGAUCUGGCGAAAGAGAACGACGAGAUGCUCCAGAUUUUGGAGGGUGAGAUGAUAUUGUUGGGGCCUCGGAUCCGUAACUUUGACGAAGCUGGAGAGGCAGAGCAACGCUCGCCAGAGCUGAAACCCCCUCCGCCUCCAACCGAGAGUGAUCGCGACAAGGCCGUGGCAUGCCACGGAUUCGACGCCAUCACCGUAGACUUUUUCACUACGGGAGAGCAUGAAAAACUGGUUUAG
Messenger RNA from Colletotrichum graminicola M1.001, 1005 nucleotides. RefSeq lists its product as uncharacterized. The coding region runs from base 1 to 1005 and encodes 334 amino acids. The record is from RefSeq and is a predicted model, not a curated record. The transcript has a single exon. NCBI's taxonomy places the organism in Eukaryota, Fungi, Ascomycota, Sordariomycetes, Glomerellales, Glomerellaceae. Gene Ontology annotation, molecular function: protein binding.